This is a messenger RNA of Closterium sp. NIES-65, 696 nucleotides long. NCBI's taxonomy places the organism in Eukaryota, Viridiplantae, Streptophyta, Zygnematophyceae, Desmidiales, Closteriaceae. The record is from the annotation of a GenBank genome assembly.
AUGUCGCAGGGCAAGACAGAGUGGCCCGAGCUUGUGGGCUUGUGCGGGGAGGAGGCGAAGCAGAGAAUCGAGGCAGAGGGCGGUGGUCUCAAUGUACAGGUUGUGGGGCACAAUCAACCGACGACGCGCGACUAUCGCCUGGACCGCGUGCGCGUUUUCGUGGACGAACAGGGGGUGGGGUCCUGGCUGCGGUUGCGCGGUGUUGCUCGUCAUCUCCGUUUCUUCGGUACCACCAAUCUCGGCGUUCCUGCACAAUCAUCGACGCAUUUCAGCCAGAGAUCUGCUCCUACAAUGGCCCCAGCAGUCGCUCAGCCCGCGGCAGGCGCCCGGAAGCUGACGUCACCGCAGACGUCAGCGCUGUACGCAGUGAUUCUGUUCCUCAUCGUGCUGUCGUUGCAGCAGGUGAACCGCGCCACGCUCGCGUCCUCCAAGCCGCUCACCAUCGUCGGCGGCCUCGUCAGCGCGCUGCUCUUCCUGCUCGCGCUCACGUUCUUUAGCAACAUGCAGGAGGCCAUGGGAGCAAGAUCCGGAUGGGGCGUUGUAUUUUUGUCGCUCUUCAUUGCCACAGUCGCUGCUGCUUCAGUGCAUGGAGUCUGUGCCACUACAUGCAUUCUCUUCUCUGCUGGCCUGCUAUUUGAGGUGCAGCGGGUGUCCGUCGCUGCUUACCCCUCCGCUGAUGCCAAGAAGAAGAAUUGA